UCUCCGUUACGUUUAACUUUCAAACAACAUAUAUAAAUGCGUUUUCUUUUACUCCAACACUUAGGAAUAUGCCACCAACACAAGAAACUCUCUUUUCGCUAGAACUGGUGAUCGAUUACGUUCGUUUCGACGGUUCUCGUGGCACUGUUUUGGACCCUGCAGUGGGAAUCCGUCUGUUAGAUUUCCCCACAUUGCUAAUCUACCAUUCAGGACGAGAAGAUCCAUUAAAAUCAGGCUAUGCUGAUCUAUGUGUGUCACCCGAUGCUGUACCUCAAGCAGACGACGGCGACAACCUUAAAUACACCUUCCAUAAAGGCAAAUCAUGUCUGUUCAAGAUCAAUCUAGAUUCAUUACACACUCAUCUCCUCAACACUCCUCUCUACGCAAUGGUGCUCGAUGUUAAAGAUGAGAUUCCCAGACUUAUAGGCAGCUCUUUGAUUUCUCUGGCCAAAGUGACGGAGAGGAUUAAAGUGGAUGUGGGAAAACAUGGUAUUAACACCCCUGCUGCUCAUGGAGAGAGACUGAGCAGCCCAAUCUGCAACCUGAUGGGAACCACCAUAGGUGUCAUCUCUCUGGCCUAUAAAAUUGUGAGUUUAGGAGCUCAUUUGAUUCCUCAUAUCCCAGAUAACAGGGUCUACCAGGUCGGCGUGACUUGUGGGAAUGAAGAGCAUCAGCAAAAGUGUGAAAAUGAAGAUGAGAAGCGUAAUGUUCUCUCUCAAGAAAUAAGUCUUGAUGGGCAGCCUACUGAUCUAGUUAUAUCUGAAGCAAAGGAGUGUGGGAUUCCAGCUUAUACUCAGACUGAGCGGGCUGUACAGUGUGUGUCGUGGGCUGAGGAUGCACAGGAAUACACCACUUUCUGUCAUCCGCCACUGUUUUACUGCUCCAACGAGACCAGCCAGCAGGAGAGGAAAAGCUUUACAGGGUUACUAGCAGCAAUGGAGAGUCUAAAUAUGGAGGAUCCAGAAGAUGUAAAUGAUGAGGAGGAAUCAUUUGACAUGCGUGAAUUUCCAGACACAAACAGAUUGAGUAAGUUACAUUCAACUCCGAAGCCACCAUGUGAAGAGACUGACUCAGCUCCACUCCUGGACGUCAUCAGACAGUUACCACUCCUGAACGCUUUACUAGUCGAACUAUCACAGCUUAACGUCCAGACGCCACACCAGCAGCCGUUAUCAAUCCAUCCCAACCUGGCAUGGUUAUAUACACCAGAACCAAAACAACACUCAGAGAAUCAGAAAAACAGUCCUCAAAGACCUGGCCGAAGCAGGACAAAAGGAAACAUCAUUAAGUCUGUGAAGAAAACUGAAGAAAAGUCGCCCAAGAGGAAGCUUAAAUAUGGCUUAACAAACACGUUUCGUCUCAGGCUCAAGAUGGUCAAAUCAAGUCCCAUCACACAGCACGAAUGCAUUGAAUAUCAAGACGUUAAACAAGACCGGACGAAUAAAACGAAGAUUUCAUAUCAUAAACAUGGUCGAAAGGCUGUCAGCAGAGGUGUUCGGUUAGAUGAAGAUGUGCAGACAGCAAUGAGCACUUUCAAAAUGAAGCCAAAAUCGGAAAUACGAACGAAUUUAAAAGAAAGUCAAGACUCAUUGAUUGAGAGGAACCAAAAAGUUCUUAUUCCAAGUCAGAAUUCGACCUCAUCAACCCUAAACAAUCCAGGUUUCAUGAAUUUUAAAGACGAGAGUAGACCGAGCAGUUAUAAUCAUCCGAAUAACACCUCCUUCGAGUAUCAAGAUGACUUCACGAGCGUAAACACGACUGACGGAUACACACCUGACAUAUUCAGCAGUCCAGAACCAGAGAAAGGUGGACAGAAAGCACACAGCGGCUCCAGCACUUCAAGUAAAGCUCUUCCCGUUCCGGCCAGAGCCGAAAAAUCUCCUCAGCGUUCCCUCAAAAGCACACACAUCAUCCGACCGCGUCUUCAGACUUCAGCUCUGAGUGUGUCUUCAGAUGAGGUGUCCGCCGGCAGGCACGGGUCACAGAUGAGUGGGCCAAACACUCCCUCAGUCUGCAGGACGUUUGGAAGAUCUGAAAGCUUUGAGUCUACUGAAAAGGACAUGAGAUUUGGCAGAGUGUCAGAGGAUUUUGCUGCAAAUAAAGCAGUGCUGAAGUCUAUUUCGUCAUCAGAGAAACAGGAGGAUGAAGAGGAACUGGAUGAAUUGGGAUCUCUGGGACUGGAUGGGAAUUGCUAUCACAUUUCAGAAUUGGUGGUCAACAAACUUCCAGGAUAUACACUGUGAUAGUCUAAUCUUUUGGGUUUCUUUUUUUCUGUUGAACACAAAAGAGGAUAUUUUGAAGAAUGUUCUCAACUUCCAUUAUAGUAGGAAAACAAUUGGAAAUCAAGGGGUUUUGGGUGCACUGUCCCUUUAAACCAGACAACUUAGCCAUUAAUAAAGCAGUGCUAAAGUCUAUUUUCGUUGUUAGAUUAACAGGAAGAUGAGGAGGAACGGGAUAAAUUGGGAUCUCUGGGACUGGAUGGGAAUUACUGUACUAUCAAAUUUCAGAAUUGGUCAAUCAACAAACUUCCAGCAUAUACACUGUGAUUGGACUGUGAUAAUCUGAUUUAAAGGGACAGUUGGAACAAAUGGAAAUCAAUGGGUUUUCCAGAUUAUUUUCUUUUGUGUUCAAUUUAAGAAAGAAACUCAAGCAGUUUUGGAACAAGCGACAGUGUUUUCAGUUUUGGGUGCACUGUCCCUUUAAACCAGAGGACUUAGCCGUUAAUAAAGCAGUGCUGAAGUCUAUUUUGUCGUCAAAGUAACAGGAGGAUGAAGAUGAACAGGAUAAAUUGGGAUCUCUUGGACUGGAUGGGAAUUACUAUCACAUUUCAGAAUUGGCGGUCACCAAACUUCCAGGAUAUACACUGCGAUUGGAUUGUAUUAAUCUGAUUUAAAGGGACAGCUCACUCUAAAAAUGGACAUUUGUUCACUAUUUAGUCACCCUCAAAUCUUUUAGGAGUUUCUUUAUUUCUGUUGAACACAAAAGAAGAUAUUUUGAAGAAUGUUUGGACUUGCAUUAUAGUAGGAAAACAAAUGAAAAUCAAUGGGUUUCCAGAUUUCUUCAGACUAUAUGCUUUUGUGUCCAACUUUAGAAAGAAACUCAAAGAGUUUUGUAACAAGUGAAAAGGGAGUAAAUGAUGACAGUUUUCAGUUUUGGGUGCACUGUUCCUUUAAACAGAGGAAUUAGCCAUUAAUAAAGCAGUGCUGAAGUCUAUUUUCGUUGUUAGAGAAACAGGAGGAUGAGGAGGAACGGGAUAAAUUGGGAUCUCUGGGACUGGAUGGGAAUCACUGUACUAUCAAAUUUCAGAAUUGGUCAUCAACAAACUUCCAGGAUAUACACUGUGAUUGGACUGUGAUAAUCUGAUUUAAAGGGACAGUUGGAACAAAUGCAAAUCAAUGGGUUUCCAGAUUAUUUUCUUUUGUGUUCAAUUUAAGAAAGAAACUUAAGUAGUUUUGGAACAAGCGACAGUGUUUUCAGUUUUGGGUGCACUGUCCCUUUAAACCAGAGGACUUAGCCGUUAAUAAAGC
This is a messenger RNA of Danio aesculapii, 3527 nucleotides long. It is a transcript of the gene map10, whose product is annotated as microtubule associated protein 10. Gene Ontology annotation, molecular function: microtubule binding. Gene Ontology annotation, cellular component: mitotic spindle pole; mitotic spindle midzone; centrosome. NCBI's taxonomy places the organism in Eukaryota, Metazoa, Chordata, Actinopteri, Cypriniformes, Danionidae. Gene Ontology annotation, biological process: cytoplasmic microtubule organization; mitotic spindle midzone assembly; positive regulation of cytokinesis. The record is from RefSeq and is a predicted model, not a curated record. The transcript is spliced from 2 exons. The coding region runs from base 69 to 2243 and encodes 724 amino acids.